AUGGGAAUAACAGCAUGCUCUCUUGACGACUACAUUGAAAACAAUAUGGAAGAUAUUUUAAGUGGUAAAUAUCGUAUUGUGUACGGAUCUGCAGAGAAUGUUACGGAUCCGAAGUUUAUUCAGAAGUUGAAAAUAUCUUCUAGUUUCAGCGAAAACCUGGCAGCGUUCGUCGUAGAUGAAACGCAUACAAUACAAUCUUGGGGUGGGAUAAGGUAAGCACCGUCAAUAUAUUUACAACAAUUUACUAGUGAGUGAGUAAAUGUAGUUAUGAAAUGUAUGAACGGCACACGUAUCGAAAAUAUCAUUUAUGAAAUCAUGUGGUCACUGUAUAUUUUUGUUUAACAGCGAGAAGAAACGUAGAGGAAAACGCAAUUACACAGCUUUCCGUACGGCUUAUGGAAAACUUGCAAUGUUACGAUCGUUUCGAAAAGAAGGUGAGGAUAAUAUUUAUUUAUUUUUUUAUUGUUCUGUAUAUUAAACCUCAUUUAUUUCUAUAAAACUUUUGUUAGUGAUUACAAAUCGCUGCUAAUUUUGUUUACAUACUGGAAUAAGCUUUGCUUCCUAUUAAUUCCUAUUAAUUUUGAAACAAUUGUCUUCAUUAAGAUUCAACUAGUGAGUUGAAUUUGAAAUUUCAGAACCAGGUCAUUCUUUACGAAAUUGAUCCAGUGACUUUAAAGAAUGGUUUUCCCAUGAGAGCUGCUACACAGGCUAUAACAGAUCUGAAUGCAUGGACAAGAGGUCAAAACUUAUUUCACUUUUAUUUAAAUUAUAUUUACAGGUACUCCAGUUGCUGCAUUAACAGGCACAGCAGAUGAAAGAACACUUGCUGUUGUAGAAGAGAAACUUGCCCUUAAAAACCCCUUUAAAAUCAUAAUCAGUCCCAACAGACAGAAUAUUCGUUUCUCUGUAGAAAAGUAUAAGAAGGAAGCCAUCAUGACUGGACUGGACUGGAUAGUUGAAGCUGUUAAACAGCACAGUGCUGAAAUGCCGAGGACAAUAAUAUUCUGUAAUACAAUGAAUGACAUUGGGUGUGUAGUGAAUUAUUUAAUGCUAAAGCUUGAUAAAGCAGCAUAUGCUCCACAACAGCCCAAGGUGCAGGGAAACUGUUUGGUUGGCAUAUACCACUCGAACUCGUGGGAACGGAAUAAAAAACGUGUACUGGAUUCACUAAAGAUUACCUCUGGUAAAAUAAGAGUUGUCGUUGCAUCAUCAGCCCUCAGUAUGGGAGUAAAGUUUCCCAGCAUAAGAUAUAUCAUAAACUUUGGACCAGCAAGAAAUAUUCUUGAACAGCAUCAAGAAAUUGGUAGAGCUGGCAGAGAUGGACUACAAAGCCAUGUCAGAAUUAUUUAUUAUGGCCAGCAACUCUCAUACUGUGAAGAACCUGUGAAAGACUUAGUAAAGACAGAAAGUUGUUUGCGUGUUGCUGCCUACAAAGUUCUCAACGAUAGAAUACAGCCUUUGCAACAACCACAUUUAUGUUGUAAGAACUGUUCAGCAUUGUGUGAUUGCCAGGAAGAACAAUGCCUAUGUAUUCCCCCUGAAUUUGAGAGAGAUACCCCCUGUUAUCUGAACUGUACAAAGUGCCAGACCUGA
Messenger RNA from Paramuricea clavata, 1593 nucleotides. The record is from the annotation of a GenBank genome assembly. Lineage: Eukaryota; Metazoa; Cnidaria; Anthozoa; Malacalcyonacea; Plexauridae.